Messenger RNA from Mytilus californianus (California mussel), 7954 nucleotides. RefSeq lists its product as uncharacterized. The transcript has 6 exons. NCBI's taxonomy places the organism in Eukaryota, Metazoa, Mollusca, Bivalvia, Mytilida, Mytilidae. The coding region runs from base 105 to 1898 and encodes 597 amino acids. Gene Ontology annotation, molecular function: DNA binding. The record is from RefSeq and is a predicted model, not a curated record.
UUAUUUCAAUUGCCAACAGCGACACCUAGCACUCGGUAGCUUUGGCGUAACUGAAAGAUUUCAACCGUAGACGAUUUUGAUGGUUUAUAGAUAAUCUAUUUGCAAUGAUUGACCUAUUCAAGAUCAAAGAAGACUUCUCCUUUAUGGUUAAAGAGGCAGAGCCAUGGACAUUAACACAGUUUGUCAUGUGGCUAGAUUUGAAACUAUCUGAGUUUAAAACCAAGGGAUACAUGGUGUUAGACCACAAUGUGAAAACAAAGCCCAAAUGGUUAGAAGAAGACACUAUAACAUCUGAUAUUGCACCACCUCCAGCACCUUGUAGGAAUUGUCAUUCUUCAUCAUCCACUGGUCGUGAUGUUGGGCAAUAUUACUCAGAUAUUCAUGCAUCACAACCUGUCCAUCAGCUGAAUGCAGCCUCAAGAAUUAAGGACAAGGCUCAGCAGAAGUCAACAGAUGAGUCGGAGAAUAUUCGUGGUGAAGUGGGAAUUAUAGAUCUGUCUCACGGAGAAAUGCAGAAUAGGGUGAACAAUAACAAUUUUAGACAGAAUUCCAAUCAGAACAGUGCAAUAUCCCAAAGUGCCAAUUUGAGACAGAUACCUUCACAAGGGUACUUAAAACAAAGAAGCUUGUCCAACUCUUCUGUUUCUAUUCCAAGACAAGAAAAACGUGCUAGAACUGAAGUUAUUGAGAUUGAUGGAUCCUCACCAACAGAGAAAAUGUUUUCUUCAAAUAGACAAGAAAUUGGUAAAACAAGCACUCCAAUUGUUAGGCGAGCAGGUCAGCUAUUGCAAAAGGCCAAAAACAGACAAGCUUUGUCAACAGGUACUGCAAUAUAUACUUCAACAACAACAACACUGACACCUACUUUUUCUUCAAGCUUUAGUUCUGAGUCUACAAGGACAGCUAGUUCAAAUAGAAAUUUUGCUCUUGGAGCACCACCAGUCAGUUCAUAUCUAGCACCACCCAUGAGUUCAUCAGCAUUUUCAGUAUCACCAGUUACUGGUUCACAAUCAUUGGAUGAUAUAAUUGCAGAGACAGUUCAGGCAGUGUCUGGACAAUGCAUAUUAUCAACGGAAGUCCCUCCUUCUAGUCAGUCAUUUAGCAUAGAGCAGAAACUACCAGAUUCCAGUUCUGUGAAACGUCAGACAAGUUUCCAGGACACAAACUCAUCUAAUCAGCUUUCAUCACAAACUGUGUUCCCUGGAAUGUCAAUUUCACCAAACUCAUUUUCACAGAUGGUUGAUGGACAAGCUGUUCCUGUGGCUCUGCAUGCCAACAUUGACAAUAUCAGUAGAGAUUUGUCACAGGUGUCAGCACCAUCAGGUUCUAAUGCCACGGAAGUAAAAAUGGAAACAGACCUGAAUGCCAGUACUAGUGACUCCUUUAGUACAGAUGCAGCAACAUUACAAUCCUCAUUAUUAGAUACAAGUACAGACUCAUCACUCUCAUUUCAAGACACAUCUCAUACAUCACAAGGUCCAGUAGAGCCUGGUGGAGUCCCCAGACCAGGUCUGAUUGACACAGAGACAGCAAAGGCUUAUCAGAUGGUAGAACUUGUAACAGGCAGUGGUGUUUAUGUUUAUGAUAAAACAAUAUCACAAGCUUUUAAGGUGGGAACUGAGAGAGAUACGGGUACAUACAGUGGUGAAAAAAUGGCAAGAUAUUUAUUAAAUGUGUUCUGGUCACGGAAGGAUCUAGUUGGUGCUACUUUAUCAAAGGCUGGUCGAGGGAAAAAGAUACUCAAUCAACAGAUUAUAGAAGCAAUAUUAGAUUUUUGUGAUGCCAAUAGCCACCAUGCCAAAUCAAAAGCCAGGGCAGCAAUGACAAGCAGUAUUACCUCUAUUACAUGGCAUGCUAGACAGAAAAUUAAACAAGCCUCAAAAUUCAAAUGGAAAUAACUUAAAUUUUGGCAAUUUCUGUUUGCUUUCACAUUUUUUAUUCAAGCAUCAUUGCAGUGAAAAACUUGUAAGGCAGUUAAAAUUAAACAUGUUUUUUGAAUCUUAUAUAAAGCUUUAAUGUCAGCAGUAAGAUGUUUUUUUAAGGAAUCGUUUUAUUUUGCACAAGUGCAACCCCCUCCUUUUUAUGUCUCAAGAGUUGUCUUCUUUAGUUUUUUUAAGAGUUGUCUUUCUUUGACUGAUCUUCUCGCUGGUACCUAACGGCUUAAUAGUUGCAAAGUGAAAUUUAAUAACGGAUACUUUUUACAAGCAGAAAAUUAAAAAAUGUAUUCAAAUAAAUAUGUGUUUUUUUUUAGGAUUCUUAAACUACAGAUAAGCAAACAAAUGCUGUACAAUUAUAUAAAACACCUAUCUGAAAAGGUUCAUAAAUCUUAUUAAAGUUGAUGGAUGAAGAGAUGUUUUUGUUACCUGUUUAAUAUACAUUUUGGUUUUGUAAAUAAAAGAUGAAUAUAUUUGUAAGGAGAGCUGUAUUGAUGAUUGUUUAUAUGUUUUUAGUAAAGUCACGGGAUUUUGCCUGUAUUAUUUUCUUGUUGUUUAGAACAUGCUAUAUACCAAAAUGUUUAUACCAUUGUUAAUACCAUAAGCAAGUAAUGCUUUGCGCUUUUCUUUGUUGGUGUUUUAUGGUGAAGUGUCCUACAACCAGAUGAUUUUUCAUGAAGAAAUAAUAAAAUCAAAAUGUUUCCUACUUCACAGUUUUUAUACGACCGCAAAAAAAUUUUGUGGUCGUAUAUUGGUAUGACGUUGGCGUCGUCGUCGUCGUCGUCGUCGUCGUCGUCGUCGUCCGGCGUCGUCGUCGUCCGGCGUCGUCGUCCGAAUACAUAUUGGUUUUCGCACUCUAACUUUAGUUUAAGUGAACGGAUCUUUUUGAAAUUUGACCAUAAGGUUAAAUACCACAAAAGGAAGGUUGGGAUUGAUUUUGGGGGUUAUGGUACCAACAGUUAAGGAAUUAGGGGCCAAAAAGGGGCCAAAAAUGAGCAUUUUCUAGUUUCCAGACAAUAACUGUGGAACGGUGUAUGGAUCUCUCUGAAAUUAUACUACAAGUUUCCAUACCACAAAGGGAUGGUUAGGAUUUGCUUUGGGGGGUUAUGGCUCAAACCGUUUAGGAAUUAGGGGCAAAAAAGGGGGGAAAACAAGGUUGUCCUGGUUAAUGGACAAAUACUUUAGUACAAAACAUAAUUUAAAGCAGUGUAAGGGAGAUAAAUCAAAUACAUCAUUGAAAUUAUCUCCCUUACACUGCUUUUAAAUUAUGUAUAAAGUAAUGGUUAAUGAACAAUAAAGAUAAUCUAAAACAGUGUAAGGGAGGUAAUCCAAAUACAACGUUUUGGUUACUUCCCUUACACUGCUUUUAAAUUAUGUUUAAAGAAAUGCAUAUUUAUAAAGGAAGACCAGUAAAAAUAUCUGCAAAUGUUUUCAUCUUUUUUUUUUUACAAAAAAAUCCAUAUGAAAGAUUUGACACUAUAUUUUUAUUAAUUCUAUUAUAAAAUAGAUUAAGUUAGCACUAUGGUAAAUUUAAAUGGGUAAUUAUGGUUGCCAACUCCAUUGGAAAUUUGAAUUGAGAUUAUGACCAUAUCUUGAGGGAAAGAAUUUUUUUGGGAGAAAAAGGGGGGGGGGAUAAAAAGAAAUUGUGGGGGGCCAAUUUUUUCUCAUUUCAGAUUUCAGAAAUUAAAAAGAAUUAUUCUUCAAAUAUUAUUUUUUUUUCAAAUUUCAAAUAUUGAAAAAUUUCAAGAAGUAAUCUUUAAUUGCACAGUAUGGCGCAUUAGAUUUGUAAAAUCUUUGAUCACAUUUAUUUAUUUGUUAUGCCGAAUCUAACAGUGUAUUUAGAUUUUUAAUUUUGGGUCCAGUUUUCAAAUUGGUCUACAUUAAUGUCCAAAGGGUCCAAAAUUAAACUUUGUUUGAUUUUAGCAAAAAUUGAAUAUAUGAGGUUCUUUGAUAUGCUGAAUCUAAACAUGUAUUUAGAUUUUUGAUUUUUGGCCCAGUUUUCAAGUUGGUCCAAAUUGGGGUCCAAAAUUAAACUUUGUUUGAUUUCAACAAAAAUUGAAUAUAUGGGGUUCUUUGAUAUGCUGAAUCUAACCAUGUAUUUAGAUUUUUUAUUUGUGGACCCUGUUAUCUAAUUGGUUCAUAUUGAGGUCAAAAGGGUCCAAAAUUAAACUUUGUUUGAUUUCAUCUAAAAUUGAAUUAUUGGGGUUCUUUGAUAUUCCAAAUCUAACCGUGUAUUUAGGUUUUUAAUUUUGGGUCCUGUUUUUUAAAUUGGUCUACAUUGAGGUCCAAAGGGUCCAAAUUAAACUUAGUUUGAUUUUAACAAAAAUUGAAUUCUUGCCGUUCUUUGAUUUGCUGAAUCUAAACAUGUGAUUAGAUUUUUGAUUAUGGGCCCAGUUUUCAAGUUGGUCCAAGAUAGGGUCCAGUAUUUAAACUUUGUUUGAUUUCAACAAAAAAAAAUUGAAUAUAUGGGGUUCUUUGAUAUGCUGAAUCUAAACAUGUAUUUAGAUUUUUGAUUAUGGGCCCAGUUUUCAAGUUGGUCCAAAUUGGGGUUCAAAAUUAAACUUUGUUUGAUUUCAACAAAAAUUGAAUAUAUGAGGUUCUUUGAUAUUCUGAAUCUAACCAUGUAUUUAGAUUUUUUAUUUGUAGGCCCCGCUAUCAAAUUGGUUCAUAUUGAGGUCAAAAGGGUCCAAAAUUAAACUUUGUUUGAUUUCAUCGAAAAUUGAAUUAUUGGGGUUCUUUGAUAUGCCAAAUCUAACCGUGUUUUUAGAUUUUUAAUUUGGGUCCCGUUUUUUAAAUUGGUCUUCAUUGAGGUCCAAAGGGUCCAAAAUUAAACUUAGUUUGAUUUUAACAAAAAUUGAAUUCUUGGGGUUCUUUGAUAUGCUGAAUCUAAACAUGUGUUUAGAUUUUUGAUUAUGGGCCCAGUUUUCAAGUUGGUCCAAGUCGGGGUCCAAAAUUAUACUUUUUUUGAUUUCAACAAAAAUUGAAUAUAUGGGGUUCUUUAAUAUGCUGAAUCUAACCAUGAAUUUAGAUUUUUUAUUUGUGGGCCCCGCUAUCAAAUUGGUUCAUAUUGAGGUCAAAAGGGUCCAAAAUUAAACUUUGUUUGAUUUCAUCAAAAAUUGAAUUAUUGGGGUUCUUUGAUAUUCCAAAUCUAACCGUGUAUUUAGGUUUUUAAUUUUGGGUCCUGUUUUUUAAAUUGGUCUACAUUAAGGUCCAAAGGGUCCAAAAUUAAACUUAGUUUGAUUUUAGCAAAAAUUGAAUUCUUGGGGUUCUUUGAUAUGCUGAAUCUAAACAUGUGUUUAGAUUUUUGAUUAUGGGCCCAGUUUUCAAGUUUGUCCAAGUUGGGGUCCAAAAUUAAACUUUGUUUGAUUUUAACAAAAAUUGAAUAUAUGGGGUUCUUUGAUAUGCUGAAUCUAACCAUGUAUUUUGAUUUUGGACAUUGGACCAUAAUAGGUAAAUUAAAAAAAUUCAAGUUCUUAGACCACAUUCUUUCUGUGUCAGAAACCUAUGCUGUGUCAAAUAUUUAAUAACAAUCCAAAUUCAGAGCUGUAUCAAGCUUGAAUGUUGUGUCCAUACUUGCCCCAACUGUUCAGGGUUCGACCUCUGCGGUCGUAUCAAGCUGCGCCCCAGCGAAGCAUUUUAUUAAACAUUUUAUAUCAAUCAUUGUGGUUGACAAAAUGGGUAUCCUUUCUAUUCCUUGUACUUGUUACAAUGUUACAAAUAAACUGUUUGUACAGGUGACAUAUAUCUCUAUGUCAAUAUAUUAUGAUGUAUGUACAGUUAUAACUUUGAGAUAUUUACAUGAGUAACAGAUAGGUGUCACUAGUGAGUCAGGAACUGUUUACCCUACUUCACAUUUGAGUUUACCCAAAGUUUUAGGAAGAUAUUGUCCAGUUUUAGUUUUCUAUGUAAUUUUGUGUUAACUCUAUAUUGUUUAUCCUUUUGUCUUUUUAUCUUUUGGUCAUGGAUAUGUCUUUCAUUCUUGACAUAUAACUUUUAAUGAAGAUUAAACUAGAAAAGCAGGUCCUGCGCAUUGAAUUAUGAUCAUGUUUAUAUUAUGGUGUCUAUGUUUGCUUUCAUGUAUGGAAAAUUUUUUGAACCAUAUUAUUAUUUAUCAAAUUCAUGCAAGGAUGAACUGGGGUACUAUUUGUUAAGUUGUCAAGUUGAACAAAUAAGUUCUCCCAAAUGAUGGAAAUCUUCGUUAUUAGUCCCCUACCAACGAAGUCCAAGGGGACUUUAGGUUUGCACUCCGUCCGUCCGUCUGUCUGUCUGUCUAUCUGUCUAUCUGUCUGUCCAUCCGUCAGUCCAGCAAAUCUGUUUUCCACACUUUUUUUCUUCAUGCUUGAAGAUAUUGAUUUGAUAUUUGGUGUAUUGUUUUUAUCAUAACAAGUAACAGAUCAAGUUUGAAUAUUGUUCCGGUCUGAUGAUGCACUUUUUUCGUCAUGCUUGAAGAUAUUGAUUUAAAAAUUGGUAUAUAGUUUUAUCAUGACAAGUUACAGAUCAAGCUCGAAUUUUGUUCCAGUCUGAUGAUUUUGUGCAGAGUUAUGGUCCUUGGACUUAGAAAAUUCACUUAAAUAAUCAGUUUUCAACACUUUUUUUUUCGUCAUGCUUGAAGAUAUUGACUUGAUAUUUGUUAUAUAGUUUACACCAUUACGAGUUAUAGAUCAAGUUAGAAUUUUGUUCCAAUGCAAUGAUUUUUUAACUGGUAGGGUACUAUGUAUUGCCAUGCAAUACUCACAGAAUGCUUGUUUUAUUUGUUCUGUUUUUAUAGUCUCUAAAGGUAAAACAAAGUAUUUUUGAAUUAUUAUAAAAUUUCCUUAUAAAACUGCUCUAUCUUAUGAAGCAGACUUGUUUCUUUAAGGACAAACUAAGGUCACUAUAAAACACAAAAUUUGUAAGGUAUAUUGCAUAGGCAAGUAACACCAGGAUAACAUAAACUCUCAAGCUGGUUUUGGACAUUAUUUAUUUGAUUUUACGAUACUGUUGUGCUACCUAGAUAAAUAAAACAUUUGUGACUUAUUAUAUCCCCCUAAUACUCUGCUUAAGACUAGGGGAAUAUUAGACUUGGAGAGGGCUUGAAUUAUUUAAGUUAGAAUUAUUUUCAUAAGUACAUUUGUAUUUAGUGUAAAAUACUUAGAGAUAAUAAUUCUUUUGUAAUUCCUGUCAUGCCAGUCAAUUUUUUUUCCUUAAGUAUAAUAUUUAUCUGCAGGAAGUAUAUAUGUAUAUUCUGAUAGCAAAACAGAAAUUAAACAGAAACAUUACACUGUUUGACGUAAAAAGUUACUGUCUCACAAUUUUUUAGUGCUAUUCCAGAAUAAUUAUAUUUGAAAGUACAGUAAUUUGAUAUGGAAAAAUGUCAUAACAAAGAUUUUUAACAAUGUUCAAACCUAUGAUUACGUUGGAUAAAAACCGCAAUUUUUAUAAGUGUGCAAGCAAAACAAAUUUCUUGGUAGAGGGGUAUAAAUACAGCACAAACAAAAUUAUCAAAAGACCAAAAAAAGUGAAAAAGUAUAUUUUAACAAAACGCAUUUGACUAGCAGGUCGAACAACGGAUGUUCUUAAACCCUGCAGACUGCCAUUGGCGAUUGGCAAAUAAACGGAUCACCAGAUGUAACAAAAUGGAUCUUAACUAUUAAUUUAAUACCAAACAGAAAACAAUAAACUUGCGGAAAAGAUGGUAUACCACAAACAAAAGGUGCAAAAAUUAGUACACCAAAUUCGGAUUUCGACAAUUAAUACUGGUUCUCUGUAACAAUUUAAACUCUUAUAUAGGGAGUGUGGCACGCAUGGUCAUGGAUUUUCUUCAAACUUCACACACUAACUAGUCUUGAUGAAACAAACAAAAAAUGGCAAAAUUUUGUUUGCUAAGCAUAUCGGUUGCCAUAGCAACCGAUGACCAGUUUUACCUCUUCUGAAUAUCUAUGAUUUUAAGCUGAAAAAGGCUAUUUUCAACAUAAUUGUUCAUAAUAAAUAAUUAAGAGAAUGAAUAUUGUUUUAUGAUUUUAUUAAAUAUAUGCAUUUUA